UGUAAUCAGCAUCAUUAGCACACCUGUCAGCCACGCCCAUCUUUGUCCUUUUCGCUUUCGGUUCGGCUUGUGUCGGAAAUGGCAGCAACGACUAUUUCAAUUGAACAAGACCAGUUUAGUUGUUCGGUGUGCCUGGAGGUGUUACGAGACCCGGUGACGAUCCCCUGUGGACACAGCUACUGCUUGGACUGCAUCGAAGACUACUGGAACGGGGCCAAGCAGAAAGGCCAGUACAGCUGCCCGCAGUGCCGGCAGGUGUUCAAUCCCAGACCGCUGCUGAGCAGAAACACGGUUCUCGGGGAAGUGGUGGAAAAGUUUCAACAGUCUGGAUUUCAGGCAGCAGCAGCAGCUCAACACUUGGCCAAGCCGGAGGAGGUGAAAUGCAGUGUUUGCACAGUGAGACGAAGCAAAGCGGUUAAAUCCUGUCUCGUGUGCUCUGAGUCUUACUGCGCACCUCACGUGAGAGUCCACGAAGACCGCUUUCGGGGGAAGACCCACAAGUUGGUUCCGGCCGUGGAGCCGCUGAAACAGAAGUUGUGCCCACAGCACGAUAAGUCAUUGCGGCUGUACUGUCGCACCGAGCAGCAGUGCGUGUGUUCCCAGUGCGUCCAAGAUCGACACAAGGGCCAUGACGUAGUCUCUGUUGUGGAUGAGAGAGCAACGCAACAGAAAAAACUCCAAGACGCUUCUUUGAAGUUUGGGCAGAAAUUGAAGGACACAGAGAAGGAACUCCGAUAUGUUGUCAGAUACAUCAAGCACUCCACAGAAGCAGCCGUGGAGGAGAGCCAGAGGGUUUUCUCCAAGCUGAUCCGCUCCAUAGAGAAACAGAGCAAUGAGGUGACGGAGGUGAUGAGGGUCCAGGAGAGAGCAGCCGUCAGUCAGGCGGAGGAGCUGCUGGAGAAGAUCCAGAGGGAGACCGUUGAGCUCAGAAGGACCGAUGCUGAGCUGGAGAAGAUUUCUCGUACUGAGGACCACAUCCACUUCUUUCAGAAGUGCAAGUCUCUUCAUUUCCCUGCAAAGAUUGUGGAGAUGCCCAGUACUGAUGCACUUCAAUAUAUGAUGUAUAAAACUAUGAGAGGAGCUCUGGCUGAUCUCAAAGACAGUCUGGAUGAAACCCUUGACAGAGAAUUCAACAGGAUCUCUGAUAAAGUAAUUUCAUUGAAGGAAACCAGCAAUCACAGUACUUCUGAAAAGACUAAAGCAAAAGACACCAACAUACCAUACAACUCGGAACCAAAGACGAGAACUGAUUUUCUACAAUAUUGCAAUGAUUUACUCCUGGACCCGAACACAGCCAACCCUUAUCUCAGCUUCUCCGAUGGUCGAAGAGGAGUGACCACGCGUUCAGAGCCAAUGCCCUACCCGGACCACCCACAUCGCUUCAGCAGCUGGGCCCAGGUGCUGUGCAGAGCUGGGAUGGCUGGUCGCUGCUACUGGGAGGUAGAGUGGGCUGGUAAUGGAGGGGUUUCCAUUGGCGUCUGCUACAAAAACAUGGGCAGGAGUGGAGGAGGGAGCGACAGCAAGCUUGGACACAACUCCAAAUCCUGGAGCCUGGACUGCUCGUACUCGGGCUGUUCAUUUCAGCACAAUAAGGAGAAGGUGACCAUCAGCGCUACCUGCUGCAGCAGGAUAGGAGUGUAUCUGGACUUCAGGGGAGGGACGUUGUCUUUCUAUAACAUUUCUGAUACAAUGGAUUUACUCCAUAGAGUCAAGACUACAUUUACCCAGCCUGUGUGCCCUGGAUUUUGGGUGGGUUUGAACUCUAGCUUGAAGCUGUGCUCUCUUUAAACGUAAAGAUGAGUGCACUCCAUCAGUUCAAGUAACUUUAUAAGGGGUUCAAAUGAUAAUUUGAGUGAUAAUGUACAACGCUUUUCUAGUCUUCUGACUGUUCUAUAGCUUACACGACAUAUCACCCAUUCACACACUGAUGGCCGGGGCUCCCAUGCAUGCUGCCGCCUGCCGAUCAGGACUCAGGACUAUCGAACCAUUCAGGCACAGCCUACAGAGCAAGUUGGUCAGUAAAAAUGUCUCGUCACACAAACACUUAUGGCAUACUAUCUUUUUCUUACAUGCUUUAUGAAAUUGUCAUAUUAUACUGACAUUUCUAACUAUUGAACUGUUUUGUGUAAGCUAUACUACAUUUUGAAUUUUCUUCGUACAGAAAUUCUAACUUAUUUCCAGGUUUUAGGUUGCAGAAGUCUGAUUUUAAGGUGCUUUUAAUAACUCAACAAAGUGUUUUUCUAUGGCAUUCUUUACUAUAUUGAAAUUGUUUUGUCUCAAAUUUCUGUAUUUAAUAAAACGUUGGUUUGUUAA
Molecule: messenger RNA, 2313 nt
Organism: Cyclopterus lumpus (lumpfish)
Lineage: Eukaryota; Metazoa; Chordata; Actinopteri; Perciformes; Cyclopteridae
Product: E3 ubiquitin/ISG15 ligase TRIM25-like
Exons: 7
Coding region: 79-1788 (569 amino acids)
Molecular function (GO): protein binding; zinc ion binding
Source: RefSeq, a predicted model, not a curated record